AAUACAACUCAAGAAGAAACAAGGGAUUGUGGCAGAUCUCAGGUCAGCUGCUAAACUGCAAUUAUUCCUGUGUGCACGUCAUCAGUUUAUGAACGCGUGUGUGUGCAUUUACUGCAAAAGGUGGGGAUGGAAAACCAUUUUUACAUUGUUAUCGUCUGUGCACUGAUGUCUGUGCACCUAUUGUUAGUCCAAGGAGCCAGACAGGGUCAAGACAUAAAAUGUGGAGCAUGCAGGGCAUUAGUUGAUGAAAUGGAAUGGGCCAUAUCGCAAAUCGAUCCUAAGAAAAUGAUCCAGACUGGAUCAUUUAGAAUUAAUCCUGAUGGCAGUCAGUCAGUAAAAGAGGUUCCCUUUUCUCGCUCUGAGAGUCAUCUGCUUGAACUGAUGGAAGAGGUUUGUGAGAAGAUGAAUGAUUACGGUGAACGUGUUGACCCUGCCACCAAUCGAAAGACAUACGUGAGACAUACAUCCCGUGAUGGCACUGCCAUGGACCUUUCUGAUGUGGCCUUUGACUCCAGAGUCAGCUCUAGUUUAAAGUUUGCUUGUGAAACUAUUGUUGAGCAACAUGAGGAUGAACUUAUUGAAUUCUUUGCUCAUGAGACUGACAACGUUAAAGACAAGCUCUGCAGUAAGAGGACAGAUCUUUGUGACCAUGCUCUGAAGAUACCGCAUGAUGAGUUAUAACAUGAGCCGAGCACAUCAUGACUGCUUUACCAUUGAAGAACAAUGCAUUCACUUGUUAAACAUGAGUAAACAGACUGAUUCUCUUACUUGUUGAGGACGCUGAACAUACAGAGAUCUACUUGAUGUUAGGCAAAACAUUACAUAAUGUACUUGACCCUAUGGGUUAACUGUUGACAUGUUCAACUGUAUUAAUGGCGUUACCAUCAAAACUGUUCAUUGUCAUUAAUUAAAGCUGACUUUCUACAGCUCAACAUGAGAUCUCUUUAUGAGUCUCUCUAAUGGCAUACUAUAAUAUUUAAAUGUCUUUGGAUGAACUAAAUUUUUAAUUUAGAAGAUAACUUGCAGUAUAUUUAUAUAUAAGCACAGAUAGAGGACCUCUGGAGUUCCUGAUACUAGUGGUGAUUUUGUGUCUUGAUGUUUUCUCAGGUCAUGAAUCUGAUCAGAUUACUAGUCCUCAAGUCUUAACCAAUUAGGUUACCACCUUUUCAUAAGUAAGUGAAUAUAAGUUAACCCAGUUUUAUGUAUUCAUUUGUUUUCCACCCACACAUUAUUGUAUUGGUUGUUGCUUCUAAAUUUAUCAACAUUCUUUGAGUCGGAUGAGUCAUCCAUUUUGGACCAUGUUGUAUUUGUAGUUGUUUAAUGAAAUGUUUUAUUAGUGUAAUAUACUUUAAUAACAAGAAACCCCUUUCUUUUAAAUGCUAUAUUGUCACGUGUGAAUCUUUGUGACAAAAACAAUCUUUUAUAUAUAUAUAUAUAUAUAUAUAUAUAUAUAUGUAUUUAUGUAUUUAUUUAUUUCCCCCUAAUUUACAUUAUUGAGCCUUAAUUGUUAAUGGGAAAAAUCUACACAUUUCAUAUUUUCCUAAAGUUAUGGUCCUACCUCAGGAGGUUGAAAAAUGAGAAAAUAUUUACAAAUGUGUGAGGAUAUCUUUUACAAUAUUUUGUAUAGUCAUUUAUUGAUGAGUGUCAAAAUGCCAAUACCAUUAAAUCAAAUUUUUGGCAUGUAAAUAUUUUUAUGGAUCUGGUGAAAUGUGAUCCCCAUUCUUUGGAAUUAACUUUGGCUUUUUUUAACCAAAUGUAUACAAUUGUUACAUCUGUUACCUUUUGAAACUAAAAUGUUAAACACCUACCAGCAUUACACAGGGACAUGAAAUACGUUACUUUACAGUAAGACGUUCAUUUCCUCUCUUUUUUUUUUAAAUUUUUAAAAUCUCUUUUAUAUUAUUACUUGGUUAUCUUUUUCUAUUAAUUAACUUCUAUCGGUUACUUUUUUCGUGUUAUGAUAUUUGUCUGUUUCAUUUUUGUUAAGCAAGAGAUUUGUGCUGGCCAGCUUAAAGUCAAGUUGAGCAUCAGGAAAGAUGCCGCUAAAAUUAUUCAAUAAACUGCUCAUUUAUCAUAA
Messenger RNA from Labeo rohita (rohu), 2077 nucleotides. It is a transcript of the gene cnpy2, whose product is annotated as canopy FGF signaling regulator 2. NCBI's taxonomy places the organism in Eukaryota, Metazoa, Chordata, Actinopteri, Cypriniformes, Cyprinidae. Gene Ontology annotation, cellular component: endoplasmic reticulum. Bases 127 to 681 code for a protein of 184 amino acids. The transcript has 6 exons. The record is from RefSeq and is a predicted model, not a curated record.